Messenger RNA from Ostertagia ostertagi, 453 nucleotides. The record is from the annotation of a GenBank genome assembly. NCBI's taxonomy places the organism in Eukaryota, Metazoa, Nematoda, Chromadorea, Rhabditida, Trichostrongylidae.
AUGAGCUGGCUGAAAGAUUUUGAGAAGAAUGGCUUCGCGGUGAUCGAGAACGUUUUCACAAUCGAUGAGCUGACUGAAAUGAAAAGCGAAAUCGACCGCUUGAUCACCGAAAUUGAUUUGAAGGAUCACCCCAAAAGCGUGUUUUCAACACUAGAUGAGGAUAAGCAUGCUGCUGAUGACUACUUCCUCAACAGCUCUGAUAAAAUUCGGGUAUUUUUCGAAGAGGGCGCGCUUGAUAAAGAAGGAAAUCUGCUUACCGACAAACACAAGGCCUUCAACAAAAUUGGACAUGGACUUCAUCUGGGAAACCCUGUCUUCAAACGCAUGUCAUUCCAUCCGAAAAUAAAGCAACUGGUCAGAGAAAUACACUUCGAGGAGCCUAAAAUUGUGCAAAGCAUGUAUAUAUUUAAGGUGAGCCUCAUCGUUGUUUUCAUUCUGAUUGACCGUUCCAGA